Saprolegnia parasitica CBS 223.65 is the source of this 1588-nucleotide messenger RNA. RefSeq lists its product as hypothetical. Lineage: Eukaryota; Oomycota; Saprolegniomycetes; Saprolegniales; Saprolegniaceae. The transcript has a single exon. The record is from RefSeq and is a predicted model, not a curated record. The coding region runs from base 26 to 1504 and encodes 492 amino acids. Gene Ontology annotation, cellular component: U4 snRNP; precatalytic spliceosome; U4/U6 x U5 tri-snRNP complex. Gene Ontology annotation, biological process: spliceosomal tri-snRNP complex assembly; mRNA splicing, via spliceosome.
AACCAAACAAACAGUGGCGUGGACGAUGAGCUCGCUGGCCGAUUCGUUCCUCGAAGAUCUCGACGAGCUCAGUGGCAGCAGUAGCGAGAGCGACCACCAUGACGACGACGACAUGGGCGUCGAGGGCGAUGACGACGCGGACGCAGCCGAAGCCGCGAAGAAGGAGGCCGACGUCGACGCCAUCCUGCGCGCCGCCGCCAACUCGGGCCAAGGCCUCGCCGCCGUGGCCCAGCUGCGCAAGAAGGCUUCGUACGGUGAGCAUAUCAAGUCUGUGGACGCAUACUUGGUCCAGGGCACGUCGCAGGCCACGCACGCGCUCGACGGCGCCGAGUACCAGCUCAUUGUCGCGUCCAACGACCUCAUGGUGCGCAUCGACGACGAGAUCAUCAUCGUGCAUCGCUUCCUCAUUGAGCUCUACGGCAAGAAGUUCCCGGGCCUCGAGACGCUCGUGCCGGCGCCAUUGGACUACGCACGCGUCGCGUCGCGGAUUGCCAAUGAGACGGACAUGACGCUCGUCGACAUCACGGACCUCGUACCGAGCGCGACCGUCAUGAGCAUCCAGCUCACGGGGUCGUCGGGCAAAGGCGUCCUUCUAUCGUCCGACGACUUGCAGAUGCUGCACGACACGUGCAACGAGAUCAUUACGCUCGACAGCGACAAGGCCAAGAUCCUCCAGUUUGUCGAGAGCCGCAUGCACUUUUUGGCGCCCAACCUCUCGGCGCUCAUUGGCACGCGCAUCACUGCGCAGCUCAUUGGUAUCGCGGGCGGUAUUGACGAGCUCAGCCGCAUUCCGUCCUGUAAUAUCCAAGUGCUCGGCCAGCAAAAGCGCGUGCUCGCGGGCUUCUCGAGUAUCUCGACGCUGCGCCACACGGGGAUCCUCUUUGGGUGCGAGCUCAUCCAGAACCUGCCGCCCGACCUCCGGAAGAAGGCGAACCGCGUCGUUGCUGGUAAAGUCGCGCUGGCCGCGCGCGUCGACAGCCAGCCGCACCGCACGUCCAGCUGCGGCCAGCAGUUUUACGUCGACUUGCUCGACAAGUUUGAAAAGUGGCAGGCACCCAACAAGGCCAAGACCAAGAAAGCGCUACCACGCCCGGACGAGAAGCCGCGGCGGAAGCGCGGCGGGAAGCGCUACCGCAAGAUGAAGGAGCGCACGCAGAUGACCGACGUCCGGCGCGAAAUCAACCGGCAAAAUUUUGGCGCGGCCAACGACGAGUAUGGCGACAACGCGAUGGGCAUCACGUCCGGACGGCUCGGCGCGGAAGGCAGCGGCACGCUCCGCGUCAUCAAGAAGGCCCAGAAGCAGACGAAGCUCAAGCUCAAGGCCGCGACGUACACCAACAAGCACACGUCGGGCCUCGCCUCGAGCCUUGCGUUCACGCCGGUCCAGGGCAUUGAGCUCAUGAACCCAUCGGCCGCGGCGGACCGCGUGCGUGAAGCCAACAAAAAGUACUUUGGUGCGACCAACGGCUUCGUUUCGACGAUCACGCCGCAGCCCAAACCCUAAGUGUACCCUAACCCGACUACAUGUGUUGGCGCCACCACGGUGACGGAGUCAGAGGUUAGGAGGUUCAAAAAUGGGACGGACAAC